This is a messenger RNA of Aspergillus alliaceus, 347 nucleotides long. Its product is annotated as c-type cytochrome. Bases 7 to 345 code for a protein of 112 amino acids. Gene Ontology annotation, biological process: mitochondrial electron transport, ubiquinol to cytochrome c; mitochondrial electron transport, cytochrome c to oxygen. Gene Ontology annotation, cellular component: mitochondrial intermembrane space. The record is from RefSeq and is a predicted model, not a curated record. Gene Ontology annotation, molecular function: electron transfer activity; heme binding. NCBI's taxonomy places the organism in Eukaryota, Fungi, Ascomycota, Eurotiomycetes, Eurotiales, Aspergillaceae. The transcript has 5 exons.
UUCACAAUGGGCAAGGAAGCUUCUUUCGCUCCUGGUGACUCUGCCAAGGGUGCCAAGCUCUUCCAGACUCGCUGCGCUCAGUGCCACACUGUCGAGGCUGAUGGCGCCAACAAGGUUGGCCCCAAGCUUCACGGUCUGUUCGGCCGUAAGACUGGUUCCGUCGACGGCUACGCCUACACCGAUGCCAACAAGCAGGCUGAUGUCACUUGGGAUGAGAAGACUCUGUUCACCUACCUCGAGAACCCCAAGAAGUAUAUCCCCGGUACCAAGAUGGCCUUCGGUGGUCUCAAGAAGGCUAAGGAGAGGAACGACCUCAUCACUUACCUCAAGGAGAGCACCGCCUAAAU